AUUUUAUUCUAUCAUCCCCCUCACAACACCUUCUUCAUUAUUAUUUUUAUUAUUAACCUCUUGUCGACAUAUAUGUUUCGGAUUUUGAUCGCUGGAGUUUUGAUUUUUUCUGUAAAUUGAUUCGUUUUUUUAAUUAGGGUUUGUCUGUAGUGAGUGGUGCCUGUUUACUUUUUGUGUUUACCUAAAAGUCUAGUGUUGAUUAUAAUUUCCUUUUUGUCUUUCCAUUUGAUUCCCUCUCGUCUCUCUGUCACUGUCGCUGUGUGUACAUAUACAUAUAUAUUAUAUAUUGCGAGGUUUAGAGUUGAGCCUUUGCCAGAAGUGUUUAAUUUUUUUGUGAAGGUGAAAGUGAUCAGCCAUGGUGGAUGCAGAGAGUAUUGCUGGGGGGAAGAAGAAGCUUAACAAAUAUGCCUGUGCUUGUGCUAUCGUUGGCUCUUUGAUUUCAAUCAUUUUUGGAUAUGACACUGGUGUAAUGAGUGGGGCGAUGAUCUUUAUAAAAGAUGAAUUUACAGUGAAGGAAACGCAGCUGGAAGUGCUCGCCGGAAUCCUUAAUCUGUGCGCUCUGGUAGGGUCGCUCUGCGCCGGCCGGACCUCCGACUACAUCGGCCGGCGGUACACGAUCGUGCUGGCGUCAAUCAUCUUCAUGCUCGGAUCGAUAAUUAUGGGAUACUCGCCGAAUUACGGCGUCCUAAUCGCCGGCCGGUGCACGGCCGGAAUCGGCGUUGGAUUUGCUCUGAUGAUCGCGCCGGUGUACGCGGCGGAGAUCUCCGCCGCGCACAGCCGCGGACUUCUCUCCUCCCUGCCGGAAAUCGGAAUCAGCGUCGGAGUAUUGCUUGGGUACGUCUCCAACAAUCUGUUCGGAAAUUUGAGCCUCCGCCUCGGGUGGAGGCUGAUGCUCGGCGUCGCCGCCGUGCCGUCUUUAUUUCUGGCCAUCGGAAUCUUAAAAAUGCCGGAGUCGCCGCGGUGGCUGGUGAUGCAGGGCCGCGUCGGAGACGCCAAGAAGAUUCUAGACAAAGUCUGCGACGACGCCGCCGAAUCGGAGCAAAGAUUAAAAGACAUAAAAACGGCCGCCGGAAUCGACGAGAGCUGCACCGCCGACGUCGUGAAAAUCCCCAAACAAAAAGACACCACCGCCGCAUCCAUCUGGGGGGACCUUCUAUUCCGGCCGACGCCGGCCGUCCGCCGCAUGGUGAUCGCCGGCGUCGGCCUGCACUUCUUCGAGCACGUGACGGGGGUGGAGGGGGUGAUUCUGUACGGACCGAGCAUCUUCAAGAAAGCAGGGGUAACUUCUAGAAAGAAGCUUCUAGAAGCCACGAUAGGAAUCGGGAUCGUGAAACUAACCUUCAUAACGAUCUCAACGUUCAUAAUCGACCGGGUGGGCCGGCGGCGGCUGCUGCUGUUCAGCAUCGCCGGAAUGGUGGCGUCGCUGGCGGGGCUGGGGACGUGUCUGACGGUGGUGGAGCGGUCGGACCGGCGGCUGGUGUGGGCUUUGGUGCUGAGCCUGAUAUUUGUGUAUUCGUACAUAAUGUUUUUCAACAUCGGUCUGUGUCCGGUUUGUUGGGUGUACAGCGCCGAGAUAUUUCCGAACCGGCUGCGGGCCGCCGGGGCGAGUUUGGGCGUGGCGGUGAACCGGGUGAUGAAUGCGACGGUGUCGAUGACGUUUUUGUCGAUGGCGAGGGCGAUGACGUUCGGCGGAACGUUUUAUUUUUUUAUGGGGAUGGCGGUGGUGGCGUGGCUGUUUGUGUUUUUUUUACUGCCGGAGACGAGGGGGCGGCGGCUGGAGGAGAUGGAGGAGGUGUUUUCGAAGGGAGGGGGCAGGGGAGGGGGGAAGGUGGAAAUGGUCACGAUGACUAAUUAAUUUAAUUAACUAGUUAGUUAGAUUAAAAAGAAAAAUAAAAAAAAUAAUUAAUUAGGUAGGUGAACCUUUGGAGGGGUUUAAUUUGCCACCGUGGUUUACCCAUGGGAUCCUAUGUCCAAAAAUAGAUCAUGUUUUCCACACACAUAACGUGUAUAUAUAUAAACCUAUUAUGUACGUGGAAUAAGGGGUAUGAUGUGUUAAUGGAAUAGCAUGGGAAUGCACGAGUA
Molecule: messenger RNA, 2082 nt
Organism: Andrographis paniculata
Lineage: Eukaryota; Viridiplantae; Streptophyta; Magnoliopsida; Lamiales; Acanthaceae
Product: probable polyol transporter 6
Exons: 2
Coding region: 356-1855 (499 amino acids)
Biological process (GO): transmembrane transport
Cellular component (GO): membrane
Molecular function (GO): carbohydrate transmembrane transporter activity
Source: RefSeq, a predicted model, not a curated record